AUGCAAAAAACGCCAGUUUGCAAACAAAAUAGAGAAAAAUGCGUCGAAGCAAAAUAUGGUUAUUUGAAAAAAAAAUGCGACAGACACGCCUUAGAUACUCACUUCCUUUCCGGGUACAGCCUGGGCAAAAAGCAAAUGCUUUGGGCCACAAUAAAAGGUGGAGGAGGAAGAAGAGCAGCAGUCGCCUCGUCCUCAUCGGGGCGUCCGAGAGCCGACUUACUCGGGUUGGGCCAAGCCAGGCUCGCGGCGGCCCUGACAACCGUGGGCACAUUGACCAAGUCUCGUGCGACUCCGACACGUCGACACCAUCGGCUUGAUGUGCUGUCUUCAUUGUGGCUAUUUUGGCUGCAAGAUGUAUUAUUUUAUGGCGAGGGGGCUUACAAAACACCCACGGCAGACGAGCAUGGCACUAAGGCCCUGGAGGCGAAACUUUCGCCCGACCAGCUCAAGCGUAAGACAGAGUCAGAGAAUCCGAGCCAGGAUCCUGCAAGGCUUGCACAUGCACUGGUACCCCGACAUGCAAGUAUGGGUAUCGGAAAGGGAUUGAACCGAAGCGUCAACCGGCUCAACAGAAUCCACACAUUCACGCUAACGACACUCAACAUCAAACCGGGAAAAGGGUGGCAUGCAGGUGUUGGGUGGUGUUGGGUGGUGUUGGCGGUAUCAACGAGCAAUGAAAGGCAAAUGUUUUGCCCUCAAAACGUCACAAGUUGGGGAGUGUGUGUGGGCAUGAGUUGUGGUGUGGACGAGCGAGAGGGAAGGCUCGACUCGGGCGUUAAAUUAGUCAAACGGCGUACGACCCUACGAGAAGGUGAGCGGAUGUGUCCGCCGUCGGAGAAUUCAACAAGCGCCGACUACACGGACGGCCAAAUAGCGUCGCCUUGGCCACCGAGACGUCUUAACUACUGUGCCGAAGCCAAGCCGAUCUCCGGAGCGGUCAGCUGGACGGCUAGGUUUCAAUACCGCCGGUAG
Protopolystoma xenopodis is the source of this 972-nucleotide messenger RNA. The record is from the annotation of a GenBank genome assembly. NCBI's taxonomy places the organism in Eukaryota, Metazoa, Platyhelminthes, Monogenea, Polystomatidea, Polystomatidae.